GUAUUUUUAUCCUAAGCAAGAACAAAAAUCCCAAUAUUUAUCAAGGGUUUACUUCAGGCUACUCACAGACAUUUCUCAGGUUAAGAAAUAACGAAAUUGCAUGGAAAACUUUAACCGGAAAGUCUCUCUUGAAGAUCAACAACUCACUAUAAAGAGCUAAAGAAAACCUACAGGGGCUGAAAACGCUCACAGACAAGAAAAAGAAAAGAAAAAUCCAGCGGAGAAACGCAAUUUUUAUUUCAAAGAAGAAAAAAUACAAGAAAUAUCAAAGAAGGUGAGUUGUUGGCGAGAAGCAAAAGUGGAAGAAUAAGGCUAGAGAAACUGAACUAUUCAACGACGAACGUACUUCCUAUUUGUGAUGAACGAGGGAGAAAAUUCAAGAUUGAUGAUGCAGAGAAAAUUAAGUAGUAAACACUACGAAAUGGCUGCCCAACACGAACCAACAGAGAAUCAAAACGACUGCAAAUUUCUCUCGAAUCCCAAGGAAUGUGUCCAAUCUUUUGCCAAGAAAGCUUUGAAGUUUUUCGACAUUUAUUUGUUGUUUUUUGGGAUGAUAUUCAUCAUAGCUCUUGGCGUUCAUUGGACAUCUAGUGGGCUACUCCUCGGGAAGUUCCAAUUUCGCCACAUCUGUAUCGUACUGAUAUUUCUCAUCUUUGGCGUACAACUUAAAUCUGACGACAUUUAUUUGGCUUCAAAAUCCUACAAGGGUUUGAUCUGGAGCAUGGCGGCAAUUCUUUUUGUUACACCAGCUCUUGGGAUACAAAUUACGAAGACCAUUCAUUUCGCAACUUUAUCGGAUGAAAAUAUUACGACUGAGCACUCACUCGUACAGGCCAAUGUCUCGGCAAUAGGACCCACCGAGUUUGCACUUGGUUUACAGAUAUUUUUUGCUGUUCCUUCGUCUUUCACUACGGGAGUUAUUUUGGCUGUCAUCGCAGGUGGUAACCUACCCUUUGGUCUCUCAGUGAUGCUGAUCACAAACACCGUGGGCAUAUUUUCCGUCCCACCAUUUUUAAAGUGGAUGACGUCAAUCGAUAGUGCUGACGUCAGUAUCAAGGGGUUCGCAAUGCUGAUGGGAAUGUUCUUGCUGACUGUUAUAUUACCAGCAAUGGUAGGCAAGGCAAUCCGUGUCAUCCCCAAAGUACCAGACCACAUCGACGCGCAUCCUAGAAUCCUUCGUUACGUCAUCCUCGUUUUGUUCAUCCUAUCAACAUGGCCGAUGGUCAGUAAGGCUCAAGCAGACGACAAAUAUGGCAACAUCGUAGCCAUGAAUACCAUGGCGAUACUCGGAUUCACUACUAUCAUGCACGUGAUCUUCCUUCUCUUGAAUUGGGUUUUCUGUGCUAUUCUCAAUCUGGAGCUGUCAAUCAAGAAGACAGUGGUGAUCCUGGGUAGUCACAAGGCUGUUGCGUUUGCAUUGACUGUUAUCGGGUUUCUACCCGAUUCUGCGGGAUCGCGGGAUCUGAUGGGACUUGCUUGUGUAAUAGCCUACCUCGUGGUUCUGGCUAUUGAUUCGUUGAUCGUUUCGAAGCUGGCGACAGUCGAGGAAGAUCCAAUUGAACAUUUAUUCACCGAGAAGGAGAUUUAUAGAAAGCUGUCCAUGGGAGAAUAAAGAAACGCCUUGGGUACCCUGUGUUCAUACCCAUUACACCCUCCCCUCCCCCACAAAAAACGAAAACAAAAAUAAUAAGAAUGUUCAAGGGAAGGGAGCGAUGAAAGAUUUAACUUUGCAUUUAUUUUGGUCGAAAAUUUAGGGUAAAAUUAUAUUAUUUUUUAAUGAGACACUCGAGCGUCUACUGGGUUAAGACCCGUUUACACUAGCGAUUUUUUUACGAUUUUUUUACGAUUUUUUAACAAUUUUGUCCAUAAUAAAUAAUGGUAAAGAACUUACUUGUAAAGUUUUUUUCAGGAUACCAAGAUUUUCCUAGACGAAUGUUUCUUUUGAAGGAUGAGACAAAAGAUUUCAUAUUUCCGAAAAUUGCCACAAAAAUUUCAGCAAAAAUCGCCAGUGUAAACGGGGCUUUAGGAAUUUAAAACGUUUUAAUCUAGUGUGGGUAAAGCUCCAUAAACCUACUCGCAAGGCAUAAACUGAGAAGCCUACUUCGACGAGUGAUACGGCGUCCAUCUUCCCAGGGUGCGAGACAAAACAAAAAUGACGGAAAAUAUAUAAAGUUUCGCGCAUUUGUCUUUCUUUAUGGGUAAAGGUGAUCGAUGAGCCGUCUUAACUCUAAUUGUUGUAUUCUCUUGUGGUGAGCUGUUAAUAUCGUCAAUGACGACAAAUACUGUAACGAAGCUUUAUUUGCACCCUGGACGCCCCAAAAUGCCUUGGAUCCAAGAUACCCGCCGCAUGGUCGAAGUAGUCUAUCCAAUGUCAGGGCGGACAUACCGUGUGUUAGGGAAACGGAUAAAGAGAAAACAAAUCCUCAACAAAAAUUAUGAAUGAAUAAAAAAUAUUCUCACAGAAUUCUGUACUGCGAUUGACGAAAAUGCGUUUAAAUUUUGGGUAUGUAAUCUAAGGUUUAUAAUAUGAAAUAGCUGUUAUAAAGAGGACACAGCACGCACGCGCACUUUCAGUGACGUCAUUCUUAUCUAAAAUAACGGUUAUUGUAAUUUGUAUUUUAUAAAAGAAUUAUAAAACUUGCAUGCUGUGCUCUGUGCUGUGUGGAGUUAUAAGCACUAGGGGAUUGGCAUAACACACGAGAAGUGUCAGAAGCACUCCGCUACGCGUCAUGCUUCUCCUAACACUUCUCUCGUUUUCUGCCAAUCCCCGCGUGCUUUAUGACUGCACACAGCACGCGCGCGCGUUUUCUAUUUCUUCGAUAAAUUUCUUGUGAUCGCUGCCUUAUUGCUUCGUCGGAGGCAUUUCUUCGGCCGAGAACAUUACGUCACGGACACACAAUGAAAGUUAUCUCGGCGUAAAUAGACCUUUUUAUUCAUACGGAGGCCAUCUUGAAUUAUGCGAUGGCGAGUGGCCAAACAUGUAGAACAUUUAUGAAGCAUAGCGUAGUAGGGGUUAUGUUUUCGAAUAAUCUGGAGUCUUGGUGUUUCGCAUAUUAUUCCAACUACUAGCAAAUUUAAUUGCUUUUAAGAUGUGCUUCUCAUUGAAAAGAGUAAAGUUAUAUGCAAAGAUAGCCAGACAGCUGUGCGGUCUACAAUUUUUUUAAAUAUUCGCCCCAUCGGCAUCCCAUAAUGUCUUAUUUGUAACAAUGUAAUUCAAGAUGGCCGACGUAUCAGUCAAAAUGUAAUUUAUUGACGCAUCAUAAUACAGCCUCCGUCUAUGCAGUUGCAUCCUCUACGAAGCUUAAGGACGCAUCCUAUACUAGACUUAAAAACAUUCCGCUAAUAUCACCAAUCGAAAACAAAAUUUUAUAAUUCAAAUAUUUAAAGCUUUAAGUGAAUAAAAAGUGAUAUGAUAA
Molecule: messenger RNA, 3416 nt
Organism: Actinia tenebrosa (Australian red waratah sea anemone)
Lineage: Eukaryota; Metazoa; Cnidaria; Anthozoa; Actiniaria; Actiniidae
Source: RefSeq, a predicted model, not a curated record